Messenger RNA from Blumeria graminis f. sp. triticale, 1464 nucleotides. NCBI's taxonomy places the organism in Eukaryota, Fungi, Ascomycota, Leotiomycetes, Helotiales, Erysiphaceae. The record is from the annotation of a GenBank genome assembly.
AUGAUGAAUUCUACAUUCUCCUUGAUAAACGAAAGCGACUUUUUGACAACAUCGACUAAGCUACCAUGUCGAGAACAACAGCUCAGAGCUUUAACUACUCUAGUUUCGCCGUUUGGCGCCCAAUGUCGUAACGUCGUCCUUCAUGGUCUUGAAGCUACUGGGAAAAAAUCUGUAGCCAAACUAGUACUUGAUCACUUAUCGAAGGACAAUCACAAUGUUACUAAAAAUGAUAGAGGAAAUUCUGAGUGCUCACUUCGAUAUAUUUUUCUCAACAUCGUAGAAUAUAUUGGGAGUAGACAUCUUUUUGAGCAAACGAUAGGGCUGAUAGCCAAGACCUUGGAUUCUGAAAGGGUCCCAGGAUUGGUUGGGAAUAUUUCAGAAUUCGCAGUUGAGAUUCAACUUCUAAUUGAAGAAUGGAAUUCCGGGACUACUGGCAGAAAGAGACUCGUUCUUGUCUUUGACGGAAUAGAUAAGAUGCGAGAUCCAUUACCCACCCUCAUUCCCGCUAUCGCUCGCAUGGCUGAAAUGAUACAAAGCCUGACGAAUAUUUUUAUAGUUACCUGUCCUAGACCUCUCUUUCUUCACAUCCCAGGCGUUCCUCACAUCGCUUUUCCAUCUUACACAAAAGCCGAAUGCAUACACCUAAUAACUCUUAUUAAACCAUUCCCGCUACUACCUAAGAAGGAAGAAACUAAACCGACCUGGUGUCGGUUCACGAUGGCUGUUUAUGACUCAAUAUCCAAGCAUUGUGGUAGAGAUAUUAUAUCUUUUAGGGAUCUCUGCUUACGACUUUGGCCACUAUUUACACAACCGAUAAUUUCAGGUGAUAUAGAAGCUAAUCCAUUCUCCCGCCUCAUGGUGGCAAACCGACAUCUCUUUCAAGACGAUUCAGACCAAUGUUACACAAACAUUGCAGACCUUCUUCCAUCUUACUCCCGUCUCCUCCUAACAGCAAGCUAUCUAGCAUCCUUCAAUCCAUCUCGGAACGACGCCUUAUUUUUUAUCAAAAAAUCUGCUGAUAAGCGCCGCAAAAAAGGUGGUGGUACGGCCCUUACAUCAUCCAAACCAGGUGUCUCUAAGUCACGCAAGAUUCCACGCAAGCUACUUGGCGCUCAAGCAUUUGUACUGGAGCGUAUGCUAGCAAUUUUUCAUACUAUUCUAGAGGACUCUGAUAUUAGGAAAGGAACUACUAGUGGAUUUACUGUACGGAGGUCAAUACUCAAUGGUAGUGCAGAUGUACAGAUGGGUCUAGCUACACUUGUUAGUCUUCGGCUUCUGGUAAGAAUUGGAAAUUUAAAUGCAGGGGACAUAUUAGAUGCAGGCAUGAAAAUUCUCAACUUUAAUCACUCAAAAUCUCUUAAUCUGUUGCUCAAUGUGGACGCUCACGUUGAAUACUUGUCAACUAUUUUGGAACAAUCUGGAGACAAUACUUUUAGGCAAGAUUUUGUCGACUAUCCCCAAUGA